Octopus bimaculoides (California two-spot octopus) is the source of this 689-nucleotide messenger RNA. RefSeq names its product peptidyl-prolyl cis-trans isomerase B. NCBI's taxonomy places the organism in Eukaryota, Metazoa, Mollusca, Cephalopoda, Octopoda, Octopodidae. The record is from RefSeq and is a predicted model, not a curated record.
AUAUACAAUAUGAAGUUCUUAUCCACUCCUUUCCUACAUAUCAAGCUAGCCACUUUUGAGAUUACAUGCACCUUCUAUGUUUAUAAGUUUAUACACUCAUUAUUUGUUUCUUAUUUUUACCAGGUCUUCUUUGACAUAAAGAUUGGUGAUAAGCGUGCUGGUCGUAUUGUGAUUGGACUGUUUGGCAAGACUGUUCCUAAAACUGUCAAAAAUUUCAAAACUUUAGCUGAAGGAAGUAUGACCAAAGGUGAUAAACCAUUAACAUAUAAGGGAAGUUCUUUUCAUCGUGUCAUUCCUGCAUUUAUGAUCCAAGGUGGUGACUUCACGAGAGGUGAUGGAACUGGAGGUGUCAGUAUAUAUGGUGAGAAAUUCAAUGAUGAAAACUUCAAGCUAAAGCACUAUGGAGCUGGCUGGCUAUCGAUGGCAAAUGCUGGCAAAGAUACAAAUGGUUCACAGUUCUUCAUUACCACUAAAAAAACUGACUGGCUUGAUGGACGCCAUGUUGUUUUUGGUAAAGUCCUUGAAGGGAUGAAAGUGGUUCGUGAAAUUGAAAAUACUAAGACUGGUGAACAAGAUCGACCAGAAGUUCCAGUUAUCAUUGAAGAUUGUGGUUCACUUCCAGUAGAUGAACCAUUCGCUGUUUCAAAAACCUCAGCUGACAAAUAAAUUUUUUAUGCAAUAUUUCUAAA